Molecule: messenger RNA, 513 nt
Organism: Vicia faba (fava bean)
Lineage: Eukaryota; Viridiplantae; Streptophyta; Magnoliopsida; Fabales; Fabaceae
Source: the annotation of a GenBank genome assembly
AUGCAAUUAGGAGUGAAGCAGCUUGUUUUGCCUGCUGUUCCUUGUGUGGUAGAUACAUGGACAGGUCCUUUUGGCUUUUCAAAGAUGACAGAACUUGAGAGGUCAAAUUUUCUGGACUAUACUUUCCUAGAUUUUCAGGGUACCAUCAUGUGCCAGAAGUUGUUGACAAAGACGCCGUCUCCAGAUUCUGUUUUGCCAAUAGAGUUCCAACAAAAAGUCGGUGCUAUCUCCGAAAGCAGUAGCGCUAAUAAGUCUCCAGUAUCUGAAGUUUACCAAGCAGGAGAGAUAGUUAUGAAAGAAAUGUCGGAUACACCAAUGUUAGACGCUUUUGAAGGCGAAAGCAAUAUUGAUAAUGUAUCUAAAGAACCUGUUAUUGACUGUGUCACCAUGGUGGAGCAACCAGUUCUCGAGGAUGAACAACAUUGCAAGAAUGGAACCUCCACUGUACAAGGCUCUUUUGAAAAAUGGAAGAAUGUCUUGUAUUAUUAUAGACGAAGGAAAGUGAAAGGGUAG